This is a messenger RNA of Racocetra persica, 141 nucleotides long. NCBI's taxonomy places the organism in Eukaryota, Fungi, Glomeromycota, Glomeromycetes, Diversisporales, Gigasporaceae. The record is from the annotation of a GenBank genome assembly.
GGAUGUUUAAGAGCGAAACGUUUCUUAUGCACUGGCAAUAUACGAAGUAUGUUCCAAAAAGCAGUACUUCUAUGUCUUGAGAAACACAUUAUGGGUGAAAAACUUAGAAGAUUGGCAAAACUAGAUGACAAAAUACAAUAA